GUUUUUUUUGUAGUGCCACAGGCUCAUCGAGUCGUAAAUCGUGAUAACCUUCUGUGGUUUCGCCAAUAUCUUCGUUUUGUUCAGUUUUCGAAAUCUUUUUUUAUUGUAUAUCAGCCAUGUUAGUUUUGCUCAACGUUUAAGUUAUUCUCACUGGUUUGCCCAACAUUUUAGUUACUUUGACUGGUUUGCCUAACGUUUUACCAUUACUUUAAACUAACCUAACCUCGUUAAACAUUUAAAAAAGAAAAAUAUAAUACAUUUUUCUACUGUUAAUUAGUAACGAAGAUUAUAUUUAAAAUCAAGUAUCCAAUAAAAUCAUAUGAAAUAUUUUAACAACUUAUUCAAGCUUGUCUAUUGCACUAAAAGACAUAUGUCUUCUUCUAAAUUAUUGUUAUGGGAAAAUUCUAUGUUUGUUAACUUUUUGACUCCAACGAGUGAGACGAAACAAAAAAUCAUGGUAACACUAUUAUCUCCAUAUAACAAAUUAAAAAGAAUAAACUUGUGUCGAAAUUCAGAAGAUACAAUACAAGUAUUUAUUGACAGACUUUUUUUAAAACUAUCAAAAACUCAACGUAAUGUUAGCGAUGAUAAAAUGCUUAAGAGACAUUUUAUAGAAAUAAAAAUUAAAGGAAUCAAAGUACCAUGUACUUCUAAAUGUUAUCAAAUAUUUAAGGAUGAUUAUAUUACCCUUCACAUUAAAGAUCAUACGUAUGAAGUAAUAGUUGAUGCACCAAUAAUCAAUGAUCUUAAAUUGAGAACUUCUCUAUAUCAAGGACUAAUGAUAUAUCCUUAUACAUUUGAUCAAAAACGUGAUUGCAUUGUUUUUCACUAUUCGUGGUAUAGAAUUGAUUCAAAAAAAGAAAUUGAAGUAAGCAAUGAAAUGGCGUAUAUACCUACUGCCGAGGAUGUUAAUUGUCGUCUAAAAUUGAUUGUUAAACCUUUCAAUGAGGACAAUUUGUUAUUUGGACCUACAACAGAAGUAAUAUCUUCAACAGUCUUAGAAAAUACCAUUAAAAUCUAUCCAUUUGAAAAAAGAAUAAAAACUAAGCCGUAUAAUAGUAUUAGAGUUGUAUCAUACAAUAUACUAGCUGGAGAAUAUACAAAAACUAAAGAAGCAAAAAAUACAAUGUAUCCAUAUUGUCCAGAAGAAAUUUUGGCAUCCAGUUAUCGGAACCCUCUUGUAAUGAAAGAACUUCAAGCAUACAAUGGAGAUAUUAUUUGUCUGCAAGAAGUGGAUAAAGUUUUUUUUGAUAGAGAAUUAUAUCCUAUAUUAAAUUCAUACAAUAAAAUGACUGGAUUAUUUUUGAAGAAGAAUGGCCAUAGGAAUGAAGGAUUGUGUUGUUUUUAUUCCAAUAAAUUUAGAUUAUUAGAACAAUUUAAUAUUUGUUUGAACGAUCUGACUACUAUAGAAAUAUAUUGUGGGCCUAUUAUAAAAGAAAUUAUGGAUGAUAUAACAUGGAAACAAGGAUUAGAAAAAAAAACUGUUUUUCAAGUCGUAGCUUUAAAUUUGACAAAUGACAGUAGACAGAUAGUGUUGGUAUGCAAUACUCAUUUAAUAUCUGACCCAGAUGGUGAUUUUAUAAGAUUAUUUCAAGCUUUAAUUGAACUAAGUAUUAUUAAUAAAAUAAAACAAAAUCUAAUGAAAGAUGAUCCUAAAAGAAAUGUAUCGGUUAUAUUCUGUGGAGAUUUUAAUAGUACACCUGAAAGUGGCAUUUAUGAUUUAGCCACCGAUUUAUUAUUACCAGAGGAGCAUAGUAAAUUAAUUUUUGAUUAUUAUUGUAUACUUGAAUAUUUUUCUGGUCUAAAGUUUAUUUUAAGAAAAAUGUAUAGAUCUAUAGUCUACUCCAGGGCUCUCCAAACUACGGCCCACGGGCCGGAUGCGGCCCUCAAAUAA
Messenger RNA from Melanaphis sacchari, 1894 nucleotides. RefSeq names its product 2',5'-phosphodiesterase 12-like. Bases 320 to 1894 code for a protein of 524 amino acids. NCBI's taxonomy places the organism in Eukaryota, Metazoa, Arthropoda, Insecta, Hemiptera, Aphididae. Gene Ontology annotation, molecular function: 3'-5'-RNA exonuclease activity. The transcript is spliced from 8 exons. The record is from RefSeq and is a predicted model, not a curated record. Gene Ontology annotation, biological process: nuclear-transcribed mRNA catabolic process, deadenylation-dependent decay. Gene Ontology annotation, cellular component: mitochondrion.